AAACAAAAUGGCCAAUACAGCACAGUUGUUAAGACGACAAAGCUCCCGGGAUAUUGUAUUAAAAUCACAAAAGAGCAUUGAUCAACAUGAAUUGAGAGAGUUACGUGGUCGCUUGGUCUCCGAACACAGUGUCAGCAGCUCAAGUAGUCAUCGUGCUCCUCAUCAUGGACCCCAUCAUGGCCCACAUCACACCCCCAUGUAUGGGGCAACAAAUCAAGCAUUUAUGUCCGAUGCCUUCGAUGAAUCAUCCGAAGUUGAGGAUACGGAGGCCAGCACAAGUAAGGCGGUCGCUGAAUUGGUUGCAGCCAUUGAAAGUGCCCCAGCGGAUAUUGUGGAGGGUGAGAAGGAGGGCGAGGAACGUGAAAGUUGGGAUAGUAAAAUAAUGUUUCUACUGGCCACAAUAGGUUAUGCCGUUGGCCUUGGUAAUGUUUGGCGCUUUCCCUAUUUAGCACAAAAGAACGGGGGCGGAGCGUUUUUGGUGCCCUACUUUAUAAUGCUGUGCAUUCAGGGCAUACCCAUAUUCUACUUGGAAUUGGCCAUAGGCCAACGUCUUCGCAAGGGAGCCAUUGGGGUGUGGAGCCAAGUGUCGCCCUACUUGGGGGGCAUUGGCAUCUCAUCAGCUGUCGUCAGCUACAUUGUGGCAUUGUACUAUAAUACAAUAAUUGCGUGGUGCCUCAUCUACUUGUUGCACAGCUUCGAAUCUCCACUGCCUUGGGCGGAAUGUCCAACACGUCUCUAUGCCAAUUAUACUUAUGAUCACGAGCCGGAGUGUGUGGCCUCAUCGCCAACGCAAUUUUAUUGGUAUCGCACCACACUGCAAUGCUCGGAAAGUGUUAAUCAACCGGAAAAUUUCAAUUAUCACAUGGCUCUGGCCCUCUUGGUGUCGUGGUUUCUUGUCUACAUUUGCAUGGUACAGGGACUAACGUCAUCGGGGAAAAUUGUAUAUGUGACCGCAAUAUUUCCCUAUGUGGUCUUGAUCAUAUUCUUCUUUCGUGGCAUUACUCUGAAGGGUGCCUCGGAUGGUGUUGCCCAUUUGUUUACACCUCGCUGGGAGACUCUACUGGAUCCGGUUGUCUGGCUGGAAGCUGGCACUCAAAUUUUCUUCUCCUUAGGUUUAGCCUUUGGUGGUCUCAUUGCAUUUAGCUCCUAUAAUCCAGCAAAUAACAAUUGCUAUCGCGAUGCCAUUUUGGUAUCGAUGACUAACUGUGGGACAUCAAUGUUUGCGGGUGUGGUGGUAUUUUCAGUUAUUGGCUUUAAGGCCACAGCAACAUUUGAUCGAUGCAAUGAGGAGAAAGCUCAUAUGAUUGCAAUGAAUAAAACUUCAGGUCUUCCGAUUUGUGAUUUGGAGCGAGAGUUGGCAAAUAGUGCGUCUGGUACCGGCUUGGCUUUCAUUAUCUUUACUGAGGCCAUAAAUCAAUUUCCUGGAUCCCAAUUAUGGGCGGUGCUAUUUUUCCUAAUGCUGUUCACUUUGGGUAUUGAUUCACAGUUUGGAACCUUAGAAGGAGUGGUGACGUCAUUGGUGGAUAUGAAAUUAUUGCCAAAUUUGCCCAAAGAGUAUAUAGUGGGGGGUUUGUGCUUUUCCUGCUGUAUGAUUUCUAUGUGUUUUGCCAACGGAGCCGGCAGCUAUAUCUUCCAGCUCAUGGAUAGUUUUGCUGGAAAUUUCCCUCUGCUGAUUAUUGCCUUGUUUGAAUGUUUAUCGAUUAGCUAUAUCUAUGGUAUUCGAAGAUUUUCCGAUGAUAUUGAAAUGAUGACGGGCUCAAGACCCAACAUGUAUUGGAUGUUUUGUUGGAAAUAUUUGUCACCGUGUGCUAUGAUAACCAUUUUAUUGGCCUCCUUUUAUCAAUUACUGACCGAAGGCAGCAGCUAUCCGGCGUGGAUAGCAUCGAAGGGCAUUACCGAGAAAAUGGAAUGGCCCCAUUGGUGUAUAGUUAUAGCCUUUAUAUUGAUUUUAUCUUCGAUUUUAUGGAUACCAAUAGUGGCGAUUUUAAGAUUACUGGGUAUUAAGGUGGUUGAAGAUUCCGAUCCUGCCUGGUUUCCCGAGGCCGAACUUAAAGAGGUCCAUGGUAUUGUGCCUCAUGAACCGACUGAAAUUGAACGCACCAUCUUCUGUUUCAAUAUGGACGGCACUGAGGGUAUGUGCUGUCCGAAAUAUGGUUUACCCGAGAAAUCCUUGGAGGAGGAAGAUGAAUAAACAUAGGGAAGAAUUAGAGAUACUUUAGCAAAAACAAAGUUUUGAGGUUAGAAGCGUAAAACAACAAACAAUAGCAACAGCAUUCAAGAAAAGACAACAAUUAUUUUAGUUAAAAUUAAGAAGAAAAAAGCUCUUAAAACCUGCAGACAUGCUUAUACAUAGAUAUAUAAAUACAUACUUAGAUAAAGACACAUACGAACAAUGUAUGUACAUAUGAAUACAAAUGGUGAGCCAGUUACAGAAGCGGUGUAUACUUACCCCCCCACUAGAAGAAGCAUGUCCGCACUGGUGAAAAGUGCCAUGAGAUGUUCUAACACCCUGCCCCUACGAAUCGUGUAAAUAUGCUGAAUAUUUUAGACUAAACAUACAAACCCAUAACUUCUAUAUAUAUAUACACAUAAUAUACAAUACUAUAUACCUUGUUAUGUAUUAUACAUUCUAAAUAUCCUAUAGAUUAUGUAUACAUUAAUAUAUAUAUAUACUAUAAUUUAUGUGUUUCAUAUAUAUUAUCACAAGAAAAUAACCGCCACCGACAUAUGCAUGUUGUAUAUUUAACUAAAAAUUAUUUGAUUUGUUGUCAAGUUAUGACUCUUUGCCUUAUAUGCCUAGAUUAUAAAAUAA
Stomoxys calcitrans (stable fly) is the source of this 2812-nucleotide messenger RNA. RefSeq names its product sodium-dependent neutral amino acid transporter B(0)AT3. The coding region runs from base 8 to 2191 and encodes 727 amino acids. The record is from RefSeq and is a predicted model, not a curated record. The transcript is spliced from 9 exons. NCBI's taxonomy places the organism in Eukaryota, Metazoa, Arthropoda, Insecta, Diptera, Muscidae. Gene Ontology annotation, biological process: sodium ion transmembrane transport. Gene Ontology annotation, cellular component: membrane.